Labrus bergylta (ballan wrasse) is the source of this 4942-nucleotide messenger RNA. It is a transcript of the gene igfbp3, whose product is annotated as insulin-like growth factor binding protein 3. The record is from RefSeq and is a predicted model, not a curated record. Gene Ontology annotation, molecular function: insulin-like growth factor II binding; fibronectin binding; insulin-like growth factor I binding. Gene Ontology annotation, cellular component: extracellular region. NCBI's taxonomy places the organism in Eukaryota, Metazoa, Chordata, Actinopteri, Labriformes, Labridae. Gene Ontology annotation, biological process: regulation of insulin-like growth factor receptor signaling pathway.
CGGAGGAGGGUGUGACUUGUUGGCUCUUUUUUCCGCCUGUAUAAAACGAGAAGUUCGCGUAAAAGAAAAUACAGAUGGAGAAGGCUAGCCGGCUCGCUGUGUCAGAGAGUCCCCUUAAGCCUACGUGACAACUCACAUACUGUCCCUUUGUGACCAGCUCAAUCGGCAGAAUGCCCGGUCUCUGUGUGCUUUGUCUGGCCGCCGCGCUGGCUGCGUUCACCCGGCUCGCCGGCACCGUGAGUCCGGUGGUCCGAUGCGAGCCGUGCGAUGCCGGGGCGCUCCUCCAGUGCAAGCCUCUGCCCAAGGACUGCGCGGAGCGAGUGAGGGAGCCGGGCUGCGGCUGCUGCAUGACGUGCGCCCUCGGUGUGCGACAGGCGUGUGGAGUGUACACUGCGCGCUGUGGGUCCGGCUUGACCUGCCAGCACCAGCCGGGGGAGAGCCGACCCCUGCAAGCUCUGCUGGAAGGACGGGGACUGUGCUCCAGCGCAGCGUCCAAAAAGCUGAAUAGCAUUCUCAUUCCCGCACAAAAACAAGAGAAUGCCAAAAAUCAGGUAGAAGAAUGCUGCGCCAAUGGAACGACGACGGUGACUGUACUUCCCGGUGUGGGGACGGUGAAGGGCGGGAACAGUCGAGGGUCGGUGGACACCAGGCCGCAGCUGCACAACAAACUGAUCCAGAAAGAUCAGAACAGGAAGACUCAGAGCUACAAGGUGGAGUCAGUGUCAGGAGGAGCCAAUAUGGACAUGCACAACUUCUCCCUGGAGAGCAAGAGGGAGACUGAGUAUGGGCCGUGUCGGCGGGAGAUGGAGAGCAUCCUGAGCAGCCUGAAAAUCAGCAACGUGCUCAACCCGAGAGGCUUCCGUAUACCCAACUGUGACAGAAAGGGCUUCUACAAGAAAAAACAGUGCCGUCCAUCCAAAGGAAGGAGGCGGGGCUACUGCUGGUGCGUGGACAAAUACGGCCAACCUCUCCCCGGGUACGACGGCAGGGAGCGAGGCGAGACGCAUUGCUACAACCUGGAGAGCAAAUGAGAGGACAGAGGGACGACUCGGAGGAGGGUGGGGGAGGCAGAGAGAGAGAGAGAAAGAAAGAGAGCCUACUUUGCUCUUGCAUGUAGUUUUGUGUUAACAUUUGAAGGGGCUCUGGACCUUUGAUUUCAGGUCCCAUUUCUGUCAGAAAGUACGAGAGAGAACAAGGGGGAGGGGAAGGGAGGGAGUGGAGGAAGGCCUCAUCGACAGGCCGAGCCUCCUGUCCAUCACAGUUAUCUGUCCCGUGCUUUGGGAACCUCUAUCCUUUCUUUUAAAAAAAACAAAACAAAUAAGCUGAGAGAGAAGGGGAAGAAAGAGAGAAACCAACCAUCUGCACUAUUCUUUUAGAGAGAGGAAAGAGGGACUUUUCCACUCACUUUAAAGAGGACUUGUUUGUGACUGUGACCCGAAGAAAAAAAAAAAAAGCGCACCACCACCGUUUCUUUUGUGUGUGUCUGUCUGUGAGUCAGUGUGUGUGUGUGUGUGUGUGUGUGUGUGUGUGUGUGUGUCUUAAUGUGCGAGCACCUGCAUAACAUACGUGUGCACAGCUGCAUGUCUGUGUGAGAUGGCAUGCAAGAUGGUGUGCGCUUUCCCAAAAGUGUUUAUUUGUGUAAAUACUGUUUGUCACUAAGCUCAGUGUAGAGACGUCCGAUUGCCCCUCCCCGGCCCUGCUCCAUUAAACAAUGCAGAAAAAUAAACACUCUACGGCUCAGGAUCCAUUUUGAAGUGAAGGAUUAUGGGAUAGCAGGGCUUUGACUUCUUAACCAGGGCCAUUUGUGCUGCCUCCCUCGCCCUGCGCUUGGGGAGGGAGUGGAGGCAAACCAUGCAGUUACAGUGCCUUAGAAACAGACCUGUCCACGCCUCCCCUCCACCUUUUCAUCAUCCUGAACAUCCACCCUUUUUCCAUGGGAAAUACUCAUCCACAGCGGGCUUCAAUGGCUCUAGCUGACACUUUCUUUGAAGAAAUCAGCUGCAUGUAGCUUGGGCAGUAGAUCUGAAGGGUGUCCCCUUCGGAACCACAACUUCUUAAACCACUGUUUCAGCACCUGCGUCAGCUGAAUACUUCAAGGUGUGCAAGAGUGUGAAGUGGAAGGCAUGAAUUUGAUUAUCUUGACAACACCAUAAUAGAAUUUGAAGUCGGUUAGGUUAACAAAUGUGCCAAAAUAUUAGCUUGCUUCCAAAACUCUGAUGUUUUGCACGGUUCAAAAGUCUUCUUUCAAGCUCAUUGAGGGUCAUGCUUCUGUGCAAGACUCAGACGAAUUAAAACCAGUUAAGAAGAGUUUGACGCAGCUUCACAGCCUGCAUCUUUAUGAGUAACACCGUGUCCUAACAGCACAAGAGCGAUAUAAUUUAUAUAUAUAUCGCAGCGCAUCGUGCAUGAUCGCACGCUUGCUGUCCACACUGCAUCUGUUAAACAUUGAAUUCUCCUGCUCUGUGAAUUUCAGUAUCCUCCCUUGCAAAGAGAAUGACAUCUAGUGCUUUUGUAAGCUACUGAAGGUGAACGAGCUAAAGUGUGUUGCUUUGUGUUUACGAGCUGUUGACUCAAAUCACAACACAAAGGCUCGUCAAUAAACGACAGCGUUGCAGGCUGCUUCGCUGGGUAGUGAAACAUCAAAAAUAAGUCUUUACUUUCAGUGUAAUAAACAGACUUUGGCAUCAGAUUCAAAACUUCAAAACGUCCUCUUUGUAUCACACUGACUUGAUUUAGAUGAUCCACAUUAGCAGUGGCCGUAUCAGUCUGUUAUGGAAAUGCCUCCAAUGUGCUGAAGCCCUCCUUAAGUUGGAUAAAAGUUGACAUUUAGUCUAAUUGGAGAGAUGCCUGAUGGAAAUCUGUCCGAAGAAGAGGAAGAGAACCAGACCAGAAUGUUUCAAACACUCAAAUAGUAGAGAGGUGGAGUAUGCUGCAGCAGUGGUUUAAGAAGUUCAACAAUUAUUGAUUGCCAAUUUAGUUUUGCUUUUGUUUAAUUGACAUGGAACUGAGCAUAUUGGACUUUAAAAAAUGGAGCUAAUUUACAUCCACAGUCCAGUUGAAUCAACUCUGAACUGCUGUCUGAGCUAACUUCAGCUGCUGGUCUCAAUGAAAGAGGAGGUUAGACGCUUUUCUAGGCCAGUUUAGAGCUAACGAGGGUGAGUAUUUAAUACAGGAUAGUUAGAUCUUCUGGAGAGUAGUGUUUUGAGAUGCUCACAUGCGAUCUUAAAUGUUCGGUUUAGUUAGAUCAGCUGCCUUCGGCUCCUGUCCCUCUGAAGCUCUAACUUGCUCUCCUUGUCCUUGCCCUCUAUUUGUCCUUUCUGUUGAGUUCCUCCUCCUCUCCUACACGUCCUUAUCGUCCGUUUAACACUCUGUCCAUGUCUGCCGUUUAUGUUUGUCGUGCCUGAUCCCGUCUACGUCUCCAACCUCACUAACCCUCUCUUGUUAAUCCUCGCUCCAGCACCCGGUCCUCUUCCUGUCAGGGGUGCGACCUGGUGUAGGCUUGUUUGAACGGGGCGGUACAGCCCGGUGUGACCGGCCCCGCCCUGCCGCAGGUGCCAGCUGCCCCUUAUUGCUUCAAGCACUUAAAGCACUUUAGCUGCGCCGCCACUCGUCAAUGCAUGCAGUUAAAGACAAUUGGACCUAUCUGCAUCUGCAUACCUUUCCUCGGAGGUAACGCCAGAUGAAUCAGUGUGAUACUGUAAGAAAACAAUAAUAAACUAGUGAGAGAGAGAGAGAGAGAGAGAGAGAGAGAAAAAAGAAAGCUACACCAGGACUUCUGACAGCAAAGUGAGCGAACACCCCUCAGAAAUUUUCCAUUCAAUGCAACUAUUUUCUUUUUUUUUUGUUGUUGUUUUUGUUUCUUUGAAAAAUGCUUGUAUGAUCGUAUGCCAACAAAAUCUCCACGAGGUGGACACAGCACCAAAUAUGCAUUCACACAAGUGGUAGGGGGUCCGAGGGAGGAGGCAGCUUCCUGCCCCGAUGCUCUCCAACAUCCUGUGUAAAGACUUGAACAGUGGAGAGAGUGCCGACUAAGAAUGCUUGCCCAGUAGCUCGGUAGCAUGAAAUCGGCUGUACACUUCCUUUGAUAGACAGCAGCAACUUACAACCAGCCUGUUGGUGCUACAUCCCACCUACUCAAAGACUUGAUGUAAAGGGAGGAACAUACACACAAAUAUGUUUAAGCUAUUCCCUCCUGAAUAUUUGUAAGUGUGUCUUUUUAUAUAUAUAUAUAUUAUUGUUAUUAUUUCCUGGCCAGCUAUGUGUCUGACUAGACAUCAUGUACAGUACUUAAAAAAUGAAAAUUAUUUAUCUAAGAAAGAAUUAUAAGCUGAUCCAAACUAGGUUUUCUUAUGAACAAUUCAGUGACUCACCGAUUGCACAGCAAAGUCUCUAUGAUUCAGUGUAUUUUGGGGAAUAUAAUCACUAAUGAAUGUUUGAUUUUUUUAAUGAAUCUGUUCCUUCUGUUGCUCAGCAGUGUCAGUUUUAAAGCUCAGCGCCCUGCACGCCAGUUUCAGCCUCAGGGGGCAAAAAAAACAAAAAACAAUCUGUGUCAGUCAGUCACUCAGGUCUCUGGUCAUCUUAGUUCACUGCUCCAUAAGGCCGGAGAACCUCUCAGUCGGUCACUUCUCCCCCAUGCACACCGCGCCAUCCCGCAUCAGUCUGUCAGUGCACAGUCACACUUUCUAAUGUCACUUUUUUUUUUUUUAAUUUUGGAUUUUCCCCUGCUGGUCACGAUAAGAAUCUCUCUGUUCACGGGUAAAAUGUAUUUUUGUUUUUUCUUCUCAAGUUAUCCUUCAAAGAGUUUUUUUUUUGAUUCAUGAUACUAAACUAGAAAUCACACAGCUAUUAUUUUCUCUGCGGAAGGAAGUGAUAUUGAUUCAAAGUAUAAUUUGUAUUUAAUGUCUUUUUUUUUUUUAAAUAAAAGUGAACACAUUUUAAAGAC